Morus notabilis is the source of this 468-nucleotide messenger RNA. RefSeq names its product transcription factor PRE4. NCBI's taxonomy places the organism in Eukaryota, Viridiplantae, Streptophyta, Magnoliopsida, Rosales, Moraceae. Gene Ontology annotation, molecular function: protein dimerization activity. The record is from RefSeq and is a predicted model, not a curated record. The transcript has 2 exons. Bases 141 to 416 code for a protein of 91 amino acids.
CAGCAACGGUAGACAAUGUUAUAGAAGAAGUAGUAGUAGUACAAAGGCACAAACCAAGGGAAUUUGGAAAACCCCAGUUAGAAUAAUAAUAAUAAUAAUAUUAUUAUUAUUAUUAUUAACAAUAUAACUCCUGGAUCAUCAUGUCAAACAGAAGUUCAUCAAGAUCAUCUUUCAAACCCACUGAUGAGGAGAUCAAUGAGCUUAUCUUGAAGCUACAAGCUUUGUUGCCUGAUCUGCUUAAUCAACAGCGCAGCACUACAACGGUAGCAGCAUCAACGAUUUUGGAAGAAACUUGCAAUUACAUAAAGAAGCUGCGUAGGGAAGUGGGCAGCCUCAGUGAAAGACUUUCUCAACUGUUGGAUAGUUCAGAUAUUGCCGAUGUUCAUGAGCUUAUUAGAGGAAUUCUUCAACAAUGAACUCAUAGAUCGAGACGAUCACUUUUGACUCUCUCUCUCUCUCUCACAUGCG